Thlaspi arvense is the source of this 1404-nucleotide messenger RNA. The record is from the annotation of a GenBank genome assembly. Lineage: Eukaryota; Viridiplantae; Streptophyta; Magnoliopsida; Brassicales; Brassicaceae.
AUGUCUCUCCCACAAAACUCAACUUUGUCAUCGGUCCCAUCCAUAUCACCAUCAUCAUGUAAGAGACGCAAACGGAUGCAAAUCACAAAUGUCAAAUUGAUUACCGAACUCCCAGACGAGUUGUUGCUCAAGAUCCUAAUGACCAUGAGCACAGAGGAAGCAGUGAGGACAAGUCUGAUAUCUAAACGAUGGGAGGGUGUUUGGAAAAAACUGCCUCAUCUUAGCUUCGAUAUGAGAAAGACUGUCACCUCCAAGGAAUAUCUAAUCGAUCGUUCUGAUUAUAUUGCUCAGCUGAUAACUAAGGUUAUAAGAAAUCACGGGGGCCAUAUGGAGUGUUGCAAAAUCCAACAUUUCUCAUACCAAAUCCGAGACGGUAUGCUCGAAACUUGGAUCCAAUUACUGACUCGUGUGAAGCACACAAAAUGUCUCGAACUGAGAAACCUUCGUAGUCGCCGCACGGGAUCCAGUGUGGCCUGGUUGUCCCCAAACAUAUUCUCCCAUCCAGACCUCACAUCACUCCUCCUAUUUCGAUACGAUUUAGAAUCUGCACUUGCCUUCGACAAUUGUCAUAACCUCAGCAUUCUCAGGCUUGAAAAAAUAUGCGCCGAGGCUGCUGUGUUCAACACUGUUAUUAAAUCGUGCCCCUUCCUCAAGGUGCUGGUACUAGACAUAACGUGGUACACCCGGACUGGUGGUUUGAAGAUUCACCACGACAACCUUAAGCUCUUGCAUCUGGCAUGCACUGAUAUUGAUUACAUUGAAGUGUCUGCUGCUCUUCUGGACAUCUUCUCUGUUAACUAUGUUUUUGUUAGGGAAUGUUACGUCCGACUUUCAAUCCCUAGAAUGCUCCAGUUUAAUAAAAAUGACUGGUUGGCAGAAGCAAAUAUGCCUCACAUUUCCUACAAUAUUUCAUGUGGUGAUCAGGGGGAAGAAAACAUUGCGCAUGAGUUCGUGGUGAGCAGAAAGAAUUACAAUUUGAGGAGGUUCACGUCUUUGACAGUCAGUGUGGAUGUGAUGGAUCCGAAAGAAGUUCACAUGCUGAAGGAAUUUUUAGAUGUCUGGGGCAGAGAAGUGAGAAAGCUCGAGAUCUUCUUCAAGGAUAACAACGUUCUGAAGGAAGAAGGUGAAUCUUCUGUUGACGUAGCACAAGGGAAGAAGUGGGAACGUUUCUAUCUCAAUGCUGAUUUCAUUGUGAAAGAUGUGUGGAUGUAUAACUUCAGUGGUUUGAAUGAGGAAGAAUUUGUGUUAGCUUCACGUUUUGUGACACAAGGAACGAUGAUCAAGAAGCUGAUGAUCAAGACGUCGCCGACUAAUGAAAAUAAUUGGUUGGGGAUACAGACGGCAGUGGCCAAACUAAUGGAACUUCCAAAAGGUAAUAAGGAGCUUAAUAUUGUAUUUUUCUGA